Drosophila serrata is the source of this 641-nucleotide messenger RNA. Its product is annotated as UPF0729 protein GD16342. The record is from RefSeq and is a predicted model, not a curated record. Lineage: Eukaryota; Metazoa; Arthropoda; Insecta; Diptera; Drosophilidae.
UCAAACAAAAAGCCUUGGUCACACUGCUUACACAAAUUGGCUGGAAACAAAUAAAAAUUAAUUAAAACAGGAAAACAAAGUUCUCCAUUGAAAAAUUGACAAGCUUACAACUGUUUCAUUCGUACAAGGACAAGAUGGUGUGCGUGCCCUGUUUUAUCAUUCCCCUGCUCCUAUAUAUCUGGCACAAAUUUGUCCAGCCGAUUCUGCUGCGCUACUGGAAUCCCUGGGAGAAAAAGGACGCCGAGGGCAAUGUAAUCAAGAAGGGGCCGGAGUUCCCCUUCGAGUGCAAGGGCGGUGUGUGUCCUUAUGUACCGGGGGCCAAGAAGUCUCCAGAGUCGACGGAUGGAAAUACUGACAACUCAGACCCAUUAACCACAACAACAACGACGAAAACGGAGGAAACCAAAAAGGAAAUCUAGUCUAAAAGUCACUACUAUCACUUCCCCCUUUUCUUUUUGUUAAUAAGAAGCGCACACACACGCUUUAACUUCAAUGUCAUCGUCAUCAUCGUGCGAUGUGUCAGGUGGUGGCGAGGUGGGGACAAGGCCUCUAGGGAGAACCGUUAUCUAAGACACAGCAACUAAUUACGCUUAACGAUUAAUUAAUUAAAUAAAUGUAAUGAAUGACCACUGACCACUGCA